ACAAAUUGACCCAAUUAUAUAAAAUUGUCUAAAGGUCGUAUUCAUUUAUUUCGGUAGAUUUUGUUGAGUGAAGACAACUUAUUGGAUAGUGCAAAUGAAUGUGAACCCUGAAAAAAAACGUGUUUCUUGUAGGCUUAUAGCUCAUCAGGAUAGUGGCAGAGUUCGAUGGUGUGUGGGUCAAGAAAGAAAAUGGCAAAAAGUUUUGAAACGAUUAGCACUUGUACCAUUAAUUCUCCUGCCUGUGGUUAUAGUUGUAAUUCUCGUCGCAAAACACACUUUUGGAGGCAAAGGAAACACCAACUCGCAAAACUUUUUCGCUGAAAUAAGCAACGUUACGUUAAGCGAACAGAUCUAGACAAAAGGCCGUAAAAAGAUACAUUAUCAGAACAAAGAUUUUUGCACCUUUUUCAAACGUUGUUAUACUUAAAACUUCACUCACAAACUUUAUCCGUAUAGGAAUCAUUUUUAGAAACUGAGAACAACAGAAAAUACCUAACUCAAUUUACUGUAUGAGAAUCCCAACAUAUUUUCACAGACAAUUUUAAGUUUUUCUUGAAAGAGAUCUACACAAACAGCAAAAGAUGAAAAACUGUUGCGAAUUAUUUUUAGAGGGAGAAUACAAAUUUAAAUUGUAAAUAAGAAAAGCAAACUGCAUAAGAAAAGUUCGUUGGUCAAUUUUGAACAAAGAAAUCGAUAAAAAUGUUCACAAGCACUUUUUACACAACAACGAAUAAUAUCGAAAAACGCCCAAGCGUAAAAUGUAUCAUCUAAAAAAUACACAACUAAAAAAUUUCAAUGUAGGUAUCUUUUCAGGCCAGGAAAGCAUCCUCCAAAAAAUGUAGAUAUUAAUUAGAUAAUGAUACGUAUAUAAAUUAUUUAAAAAUAAAAUAUGUAAUUAAAGUGUUUCAGUUUUAAAUAGGCACCUACAGAAGCUGCUUUACUGUGAAAAUAAUUUUUGCAAUAAAUCACAAAUUUCACGAAUUGGUAGUAGAUUACCUCAAUAUUAGGCUUUAUUCGACAAAAACUGACAAUAUCAAUAAUGUUAAUUUUGUUAUAAUCCCACCGCUGUCACCAAUGUUAUAAUCUUGGAUCAUAAAGGGACUUGCACCUAUUUUGAACAAGGACUUAACUAAACAGAUGGUGGAAUUUUUUAAAGAGGAAAUGUAGUGGACAUUAAUAAUAAUAAUAAAAUAUAAUAAUGAAUUUACUGGUUCACAACACCUCCCCUUUUAUUUUGAGAAGAUAUUUUAUAUACCGUAAGUGUAAUAAAAUCGAAAAUUAUAAUUCAAAUCUAAAAUAUAAAUAAUACUUAUCAUCUUAACUUGUACAAGAUACUUAGUUGGUAGUUAUAGUAACUUUUACUAAUUGAUGGGACAAUAAAUUUUUAAACAGCAUCACUAUAAACAUGGAAAAUUAAUUCUUCCACUUCAUGGAUCGCCUAGAUAGCAUUAUUAUUGGUUGAUUGAAUCGAGCAGGAUUUAUAUUUACUUUAAUACAUAAGUUGGGUAUCAUACCACAACAGGAAGAUUUAUUUAAGAAUUUCUUAUAUAGAUUAUACAAUAUAAAUAGGCCAGCAAUGCUGAAAUGAAAAUAGCAAUAGUCGAGGCUGAAUGAGUAUAAGUACUCAACAUUUGUUUCCUCUGUAGCUCCGUCUGUCACUUAGUUUAUGGCUUGCAUCGAGCUCAGGAAUAUAUUUCAUAAGUGUUCAGUGUUCUAUAAUAUUCAUUUUGAAAAAAAUCUGUUAAAUUGUAUGUUUGUCAAAUUGAUAUGUUUGUCUUUAAGAUGUUCACAGCGAUUAUCAAUUAUGUGGAAGGGGGCACGAAUUCACCCAUAAUUUUUUGUUGUGCUUCUGAAAGAAUGAAAAUGGAUGUGUCUGAGAGGAAAGUCAGGAAAGUGUUAAUUUGAGAAUAACAGGGUCAGAAAAUCGUUUCUUAUUAAGAGGCCAACAACAAGCCGUUAAAAAUUGAGAAAAAGGGUUGAUUUCCCGAGACGAGAACUCACUUAUUUUGUAAUAUUUUUUGACCGGAUUAGAAAAUAAUAAAAGAUAAAAAUCUAAAGAAUAA
Molecule: messenger RNA, 2063 nt
Organism: Ceutorhynchus assimilis (cabbage seed weevil)
Lineage: Eukaryota; Metazoa; Arthropoda; Insecta; Coleoptera; Curculionidae
Source: the annotation of a GenBank genome assembly